AUGACUGACAAUUACAAAGGUUGGCACGAGCGGUUGCCUUAUGCUUUACUGGGAUACCGUACUACGGUCAGAACUUUAACAGAAGCGACUCCAUAUCUGUUAGUCUACGAUACUGAAGCAGUCAUACCUGCCGAAGUUGAGAUACCUUCUUUGAGAAUCAUUCAAGAAGCAGAAUUGGACAAUGUUGAAUGGGUCCGAGCUCGAUAUGAGCAAUUGGCUUUAAUUGACAAGAAAAUUAUGGUUUCUGUAUAUCACGGUCAACUGUACCGACAAAGGAUGGUAAGAGCCUUCAACAAGCGAGUCAGGGCUAGACUUUUCCAAAUUGGGCAGAUGGUGCUCAAAACAAUUUUGUCGCAUCAAGAUGAAUACAAAGGGAAGUUUGAUCCCAACUGUCAAGGUCCUUAA
This is a messenger RNA of Lycium barbarum (goji berry), 405 nucleotides long. RefSeq lists its product as uncharacterized. Lineage: Eukaryota; Viridiplantae; Streptophyta; Magnoliopsida; Solanales; Solanaceae. Bases 1 to 405 code for a protein of 134 amino acids. The transcript has a single exon. Gene Ontology annotation, molecular function: nucleic acid binding. The record is from RefSeq and is a predicted model, not a curated record.